UUCAAAACCUACUGCGCUGCUUACCUAGACAUCGUCAUAAGCACGUACCGCACACUCGCGCUCUUAGGAUGCUGUCUAAGUAGGCGACUCGCUGUGUUUUGAAACCUAGCCGCAGACGCUCUAUUUCCUGGUUACUUCGCAAGGAUGAAUGUGGGCGUUGCUCACAGCGAGGUGAACCCAAACACGCGGGUGAUGAACAGCCGGGGGAUCUGGCUGGCCUACCUGCUGCUCACCACUGCCCUGCAUGUAGUCUUACUCAGCAUCCCUUUCCUCAGUGUGCCUGUGGUGUGGACGCUCACCAAUGUCAUACACAACCUGGUGAUGUAUCUGUUUUUGCACACCGUCAAAGGCACACCGUUUGAGACGCCAGACCAAGGCAAAGCACGUUUGCUUACUCACUGGGAACAGAUGGACUAUGGCAUCCAGUUCACAGCAUCAAGGAAGUUCCUCACCAUCUCACCCAUUGUACUGUACAUCUUGGCCAGCUUCUACACUAAAUAUGAUACCACCCAUUUCCUACUCAACACAGGCUCGCUACUAAGUGUCCUCCUUCCGAAGCUGCCUCAGUUUCAUGGAGUUCGUCUGUUUGGUAUAAAUAAAUACUGAUAUGACACUUCAGCCCACUCAUGGAGGGGUCAUAGCAUCAUGGAGAUAAGAUGACUGAAGUUCCUUCAUUCUCCAUAUGAUGCUUCCUUGGUCCAAAGCCGUAGGGCCUUAAGGAACCAAAACUGCACUGGACUCAAGUACAUUAUUUAAAAAAGGCCUUCCAUGCUCAGGUUUACUCAGUCUGUGGUGUUUCUUUUUUAAAUCCGGACUUAUGUCUGUAAUUUUUGUCAUCGUAAUUUCCAGAUUCAUCAAGUUUAAGGAUGUUUUGACUACAUUGCAACAGACAAUGUGCCAAUUAUUAUCCGCUGAUAUUAAUUUUAAUAAGGCUAGCUUUGCAUAAUCCCAUUUGCCACAACAAGCUGUCACUGUGGAGUCAAAACAUGAUAGUGCUGAAUUAUAAAAUUUUUGGUCAGUGUUCUAGUAUAUAACAUGGGCAACUGCAGUAAAUAAGAUACGUUACAAAUAGAAUCAUUAGAAAAAAACAUCAGUUUAAUCUGAACUUUGUUGCUGCAUUUUUCAUUUCAUUUUCUCCAAAAAUGCAAAACAAUGAUCUGUGAUAACGUGUGAAUGUGUUGUGGCAUACAAUCUGGUUUCUCUUGAAGUGUUUAACUUAAAGUUCAUUGCUUAAGUUUCCUGCAGAGCGCUGGUUAUAUUGGAUUUCCUUGAAUUCAUGUAUUUAUUUAUUUUAUCAUAUCAUGAAACAUUCCAAUUUGAAGUAAAUGCCAUGGUAAACAUACAUUAUUGUUAUAAUAUUUAACAUGUACAUGCCUGCAUUUGUCAUGUUUGUUCACAAUACAAAAGUGAGAGUACUGAGGGACAAAAGUCUAAAAAUAUAGGAUUCAAAUUUUAAUUUGAAGCUGGAAAUAAUCUGAUUUUUUUUUUUUUUUACAAUUUACAACAAAAACAUUAGAAUGUAAAACAAAUAAUAAAUAUUAUAUUCAACACUUUUUACAUUUUUUCCAUGUCACAAAUAGCAUCAACUUUGUAAAACUGAUGGUCAGAUGCUGACAAUACCCUUUUUGAAGUCAUGCUGGAGAACAUGAUCAUCAGCUUUCACACAAGCUUAUGGAGUUCAUGUAGCUUGAGUACUGCUGUCAUUGUGUUGCACUGGUAUAAUUAAAAUGACUCUUGCACAAGA
Molecule: messenger RNA, 1744 nt
Organism: Megalobrama amblycephala (Wuchang bream)
Lineage: Eukaryota; Metazoa; Chordata; Actinopteri; Cypriniformes; Xenocyprididae
Gene: ormdl2
Product: ORMDL sphingolipid biosynthesis regulator 2
Exons: 4
Coding region: 145-606 (153 amino acids)
Biological process (GO): intracellular sphingolipid homeostasis; negative regulation of ceramide biosynthetic process; ceramide metabolic process
Cellular component (GO): endoplasmic reticulum membrane
Source: RefSeq, a predicted model, not a curated record